This is a messenger RNA of Cotesia glomerata, 7086 nucleotides long. RefSeq names its product protein mini spindles (gene msps). Gene Ontology annotation, cellular component: microtubule plus-end; kinetochore; spindle pole. Gene Ontology annotation, molecular function: microtubule plus end polymerase activity; microtubule plus-end binding. The coding region runs from base 248 to 6139 and encodes 1963 amino acids. NCBI's taxonomy places the organism in Eukaryota, Metazoa, Arthropoda, Insecta, Hymenoptera, Braconidae. Gene Ontology annotation, biological process: centrosome duplication; microtubule polymerization; mitotic spindle organization. The record is from RefSeq and is a predicted model, not a curated record. The transcript is spliced from 8 exons.
GUUUGAAAAUCGAGACUAUAUUCACCGUGAACAUCGCGACCGAAGCUCAAGUGCGCUAAUGGCCGCCGACUAGGAUCUAAAACCUCAAACGCAGUAUGUUGUAAUAAGGAUUAUUAACUUGCAGUAUUAUUAAUUAUAAACAUUAACGACUUAACUAAGCUCAGAGACCUAGCAUUUUAGUAAAUAACUGCUAAAAUAGUCAGUCAACCGAGUGUAUUGUGUUCCUAAGGGAACAAUAAAAAAAAUCAUGGAGGAAGAAACUGAGUUUACUAAGCUGCCAGUUGAGGACAGAUGUGUGCAUAAGUCAUGGAAGGCAAGAGUUCAUGGAUAUGAAGAAUGUACGAAGAAAUUCGGGUGUAUUGACGACGAGAAAUCUCCCGAGUGGAACAAGUUCUUGGGGUUGAUGAAGAAGUUUGUGGUUGACAGCAAUGUUGCUGCUCAGGAAAAAGGAUUAGAAGCAGCGUUGGCUUUUGUUGAGAAUGCUGCUUGCGCUGGAAAGACUGUUGGUGAAGUAAUGAGCGGGAUAGUAAAUAAAUGUAUAGCAGCUCCAAAAGCCAAAACAAAAGACUUAGCAGUGCAAAUAACCUUGAUGUACAUUGAGAUAGAGAAGCAUGAGACAGUACAAGAGGAGCUUCUGAAAGGGACUGAGGCUAAAAAUCCAAAAAUAGUCGCGGGCUGCAUCAACACUUUAACUCUUUCACUUCGCGAGUUUGGGUCUAAAGUAAUAAACAUAAAACCACUGGUAAAAAAGAUGCCUGGCUUCUUAGAAGACCGUGAUAAGAUCGUUCGUGAGGAAGGUAAAGCAAUGGUUAUUGAAAUUUACCGGUGGAUUGGGAUUCCAAUAAAGCAGCAGCUCAACACUUUGAAACCUGUGCAAAUGUCUGAGUUAGAAGUCGAGUUCGGCAAGCUUGAUGGUGCCAAAGCAUAUCCCACUCGCUACUUACGGUCACAGAAGCCGAAAAAUGUAAUUGCUGAAUCCGCAGCUGCUGAAGGGGAUGACGUUGAUGAUGACGAAGCCGGUGAAGAGGAAGCUGCUGAAGACAUCGAUCCUUACGAGCUUAUUGACCCCGUGGACAUCCUUUCCAAGCUUCCGAAGGAUUUCUACGACAAACUCGAGGCCAAAAAGUGGCAGGAGCGUAAAGAAGCGCUUGAAGCUCUUGAAACUCUGUGCAAAAACCCCAAACUCGAGAGUGGAGACUACGGAGACGUUAUUAGGGCGUUAAAGAAAAUAAUCGCUAAAGAUUCUAAUGUUGUCGUCGUUACAAUCGCUGGGAAAUGUCUGACAGGACUUGCCAAUGGACUGAAAAAGCGGUUCCAUCCUUACGCCACUGCAUGCUUGCCGGUAGUCUUAGAGAAAUUUCGUGAAAAGAAGCCCAACGUGGUCGCAGUACUUCGUGAAGCGGCAGACGCAGUUUUCCAGAGCAUCACCGUGGAUGUAAUUCUUGAGGAUGCGCUAGCUGCUUUGGAAAACAAAAAUCCGUCAGUGAAAGCUGAAACUGCUGCAUUUUUAGGUCGUUGUUUCGCACAUACACUGCCUGCAACUUUAAACAAGAAAUUGCUAAAGGCUUAUAUCGGCGCGUUGCUCAAGACUUUGAACGAACCAGACCCGACUGUGAGAGAUAAUUCCGCAGAGGCGCUUGGUACGGCGAUGAAACUCGUCGGUGAGAAAGCUAUGAUGCCUUUCCUGACGGAUCUUGACGCGCUCAAGAUGGCCAAGAUCCAAGAGUGUGCUGAGAAAGCUGUGAUACUUGUCAAAGUUGUUGCGCCAAAGAAGCCAGAGAGACCUACAACUGCACCAGCUAAAGUUGAGUCCAAACCACCGGCCAAAGGCAAUGCUAAGAAACCUGCUGCUUCUGUUAGUAACAGCAAUACUUAUAAAAAACCUAAUUUGAAGAAACCUGCUGCUGGUGGUAAGAAGACUGUUGCGCCAAAAACACAAAUCGAAAAAGAUUUGAGCGCGGAAUCGGUUGAUGACAUAGCGGGUGAAUGCUUGACAGGAGAUAUUUUGUCGGGAUUAGUUGAUGCUAAUUGGAAGUCCCGUUUGGCUGCAGUCGAACAGCUUAAUGAGACGAUCAAGCAAAUGGGUUCUGAUGUUCCGUGCCAGGUUAUCGUUCGGAUACUUGCCAAGAAACCUGGAUUCAAGGAUACUAAUUUCCAGGUAUUGAAGCAGCGUCUCGAGGUCAUAAAAAUGCUCGCUGAAAACUACACAUUUUCGAUCACAGCUGCAAACUAUUGCAUAAUGGACAUUGCGGAAAAGUUAGGAGAUGCUAAAAAUGGAUCUACAGCAGCAGAAACUUUGCUAGCAAUCGCUGAAGCGACGUCUUUCGAGCACGUGGCCAAUGAAGUUGUGACUUUCGCAUUUAACCAGAAGAGCCCAAAAGUACAACAAGAGUCGUUAGUGUGGUUGUCAAAUGCCUUGUUAGAAUUCAGCUGCGCGUUAAACGUCAAGUUAGUGAUUGAGAGCGUGAAGAAAGCCGUGGCUGCAACAAAUCCCGGAGUACGCACUGCGGCGAUAACAUUGAUCGGUACUUUGUACUUGUAUGUUGGCAAGCCACUUCUGACCUUUUUCGACGGUGAAAAACCGGCAUUGAAGCAGCAGAUCGAGCAGGAGUGCGAGAAACACGAUGGAGAACGACCUCCUGAACCCACGCGAGGUCCCAAAUCGCGAGACAAGAAAGUUGCCGACGAUGCAGAGGAAGAAGAAGAAGAAAAUUACGUUGCAGAGACUGUAGACAUAAAUGAUUUAAUUCCGAGGGUAGAUAUCAGCAACCAGAUCACAGAAGCGCUGUUGGCCGAGCUGGGUGAUAAGAAUUGGAAAGUACGUAACGAAGGACUCAUCAAAGUCCAAGCCAUGAUUACAGAUGCUAAAUUUAUCAAAGGAUCUAUUGGAGAAUUGCCUCGUGCAUUGUCGCCAAGGCUGGUUGACAGUAAUACAAAAAUAGCACAGACUGCACUAGGAAUUUGCGAGGCUUUAUCGAGCGCAAUGGGCCCUCCGAUAAAGCAACAUGUUCGUGUUCUUUUCCCAGGAUUCGUUCACUGCCUCGGAGACUCCAAAAAUUGGAUCCGAAGUGCGGCAAUUUCAUGCAUUAACUCCUGGGGCGACCAGUGCGGAUACAAAGAAUUUUUCGACGGCGAAAUGAUUGGUGACGCGCUUAAAGCCGGUUCGCCAACUCUACGUAUAGAGUUGUGGAACUGGUUGGCGCAAAAAUUGCCUCCCAUACCGGUGAAACAGGUUCCUAAGGAAGAGCUAAUGUUAUGUGUGCCGCAUUUGUACAGCAAUUUGGAGGACCGUAAUUCGGAUGUGCGGAAAAAUGCACAGGAAGCUAUUCUAGGAUUCAUGAUGCAUUUAACUUAUGAAGGCAUGUUGCGUCAGACGGAGAAACUAAAACCGGGUUCCAAGAAUGUCGUAGUCGCUGCUUUGGAGAAGACUAGGCCGAGUUUGCCGAUAAAACCGCUCCCGACUAAAAAGCAGGAACAAGUUAAGACUGUAAAAAGCGGAGGUGCUGCUAAGGUUGCCAAAGCAGUGAUUAAACCUAAGAGCGCGACGGCUGCCAAGCCUGCUAGUGCUAGGAAGAAGGACGAUGAUGUUGAUACCAGUCCUUUGUUGGCUGUCAAUAAUUUGAAGCAUCAGCGGGUUAUUGAUGAGCAGAAGCUCAAAGUUCUCAAGUGGAACUUUACAACACCUAGAGAGGAGUUCGUGGAAUUACUGAAGGAAUUGAUGAGCACCGCUGGCGUAAACAAGUCCUUGAUUGCCAAUAUGUUUCAUACGGACUUCCGGUACCAUUUGAAGGCCAUUGAGUCGCUUUCUGACAACGUCCAGGACAAUAGUAAAGCGCUGACUUGUAACUUGGAUCUGAUCCUCAAAUGGUUGACCCUGAGAUUUUUCGACACAAACCCCUCUGUCCUACUCAAGGGUCUCGACUUUCUACAAGCUGUGUUCCAAAUUCUUAUUGAAGAUCAGUAUCAUAUGCUAGAGAACGAGGCUGCCUCUUUUCUGCCGUAUUUGAUUCUCAAGAUUGGAGACCCUAAAGAUUCUGUGAGAAACAGCGUCCGUGCAUUGUUCAAACGCAUCGCUCUGGUUUAUCCUGUCAGUAAAUUGUUUUCUUACGUGAUGGAAGGAUUAAAGUCAAAGAACGCGCGUCAGAGGACUGAGUGUUUGGACCAGCUGGGCUCGCUGAUCGAAAACUACGGUGUUACUGUCUGCCAGCCGACACCUGCGGCUGCUUUGAGAGAAAUAGCCAAGCAAAUUGCCGAUCGUGAUAACUCGGUGCGAAAUGCCGCGCUGAAUUGUAUCGUUCAGGCUUACUACCUCGAGGGUGAGCGAAUACACAAAUUGAUUGGUAAUAUAUCCGAGAAAGACAUGUCGCUGUUGGAAGAGAGGAUCAAAAGGGCCAACAAAAAUCGGCCAAGUAAACCGGCUUCGGCUGUUAGGAUGUCCACCAUGCCAAUGAUUGCCGCUGCGGCGAGUAAUGAGGAUAUUGAGCCGGAUGAUGAAGGCAGCGAUGAAAAAGACGAGGAAACUGAAGAAAUCGCUGAGGACUUUGAUGAUCGGACACAUGUUUUAUCAACAACAACAAAGAUCAACAAAAUAAAUCUCAAUGUUCCUCCUAGUGUUAAUCGCGUCGUCGUUAAGUCGCCAGAUAAUUUGUCAAAUGAUCAGGAGAAUAAUUUUAACAACACUUAUGUUAAUAAUAAACCUGAGAAAACGUACGCAAUAUCACCACCUCAAUCUCCUGUCCGAGCAAAACCGUCAGGGCCUUUCGGUCUGGACAUGGAGUUCCUGCGACAGCUGGAAGAAAAAUACCCAGCAAACUGGACCGUACCCGUGCUUCCAGAAAUAAAGUGGGAUCCAAAUGACUCAAUAACCUCCAUUCAAAACAUCGACCGGCUCCUCGUUGAGAUUUCUCCCUCAAAAUUACCAGCAAGCAAGCCAUCUCUACGCGUGUCCCCAGUAACCUCGCCUGUCAGCAGUAAGAACGACAACUUGGACUGCAUAAUCCUUCUGAUGGCCAGUCCGCGGCUACAGACCGCCCUUCAGGCAUUGAACAACAUGGACGAAAUGAUUAAGUCCUCCCCGUUAACCCUCAUACAAUCCAAAGAAGACAAGUUCAUAAAUUCAAUAAACAUGCAGCUUAAAUUUUUACAAAAGUACCCACUGACUCCCGAGAAUAGCGAAGUUACCAAAGUGUAUCGCGCGACAUUUGUUGUUCUGCUAUCAUUUUUAGAAUCAAAAGUUCUGGGUAAGAACGUGUCGAUGCCCCAGCUGAAGGAGCUUAUUUAUUUGAUGUUGAUGCUGCUGGCGGAGAAUAAAUUCGAGCAUGUAGAAGACACAGACAUGUACAUGCGCGUCGUAAAUGUGAUAAUUGUCAAGACUAUUGACUACUCAAACCACACAACACUUAUCUGUGUGCUGAUAAAACUGCUGCAAGAGUGUGCAGAGUCGACGGUGAUGCCUAAGUACGAAGAAUUGGUGAUGAAAUGUUUGUGGAAAAUAGUUAAAACUAUUUCAAACAGAUCAGCAGAGCUUGACUAUGACACUAUUCUACUAACAGUCCAUCAAUUUUUCAAGGACUAUCCGUCUUCUUGGUGGAAAACUCGACAUUCGGACUUGCCAGUACGUACUGUAAAAACAGUCCUUCACAGUAUGACCAAAAUAAAGGGCAGAUCGAUGCUGAACCACUUGACACUGAUAAACAACAUUCAGGAGUCAGAGUUGCGCUCGUAUUUGAACCGACUGAUUGAUAUGGUCAACAGCUCCAACAAUGGCCAGACCAAACAAAGGCAUAUGUCUAAAGAAAUGCAUGCCCAGCUGACAGAGAUCUUCAAAAAAAUCGGAUCCAAGCAGCAGAGCCACGAAGGUCUUGUUCAGCUCUAUGAUUUCAAGCAGGAGCAUCCCGAGGCUGACAUUCAGCCGUUCUUAGCCAAGUCACACCAGUUCUUCAGAAAUUACAUCGAGCAGAACCUCAAAAUUAUUGAUCAGGAAAGGAAAAAUCAAAUGUCUGCGGAGGAUCCGGUCCAAGAGACAGCUAGGGCAAUUAGUGCUGCCGAGGAACGAAUUUCCAUGGAUCCUGCGCAACGGUUAGAGAGAUUGCGGGCUCUGGAAGCUCAGUACCGUGGCAAUGGUUCCAGACCCACGUGAAUUAACUUAUUUUCUAAUGAAUAUAAUAAUCGUUAAUUUUAUUAUGUACACAGUCUAGAAACGAGUCUGAUUUUUUUUAUUUAAAUGUUUUUAAAUUUCAAUCCUUUUGAUUUUUAUUUAUUUAUUGCGUAAUAUAUUGAAACAGUGUCAAACUUGUUUGUUUUUGGAGUGUUUAUAAUGGCCUCAUCAUGACUACUCAGACGUUUAAAAAAUUUCAAUCUGAGUUUAUUAAUCCAAAAAAAAAUUUUAAUUAAAAGUUAAUUGAUUAAUAAAUAAUAAAAAUAACGAGGAUUGAUUUUUGAACAUUUAAGAAUCUAGUUACAUGAUCUGAUAAUUAAAAUUUAACAUAUUUAUUUAUAAUUUUGAUUUUAUAAUUGAUAAAUGAGCCGAAUGAAUGAAUAAGACUAUGUACGUAAUAAGCUCUCUUUAUAUAUUAAUAAUAAUAAUGAUAAUAAGUACUAUACGAUAUCAGUGAACAAUUUAUAGUUGUGUAUAGUUGUCCUAAGUAAUAAUAGUUACUGAUUUAUUAAUUGAUAUGACUAUUGAUUGAUAAUAAUUAAUAUUGCUACUAUUAAUUAAAACAAAAUAAUUAAAGAUAUUUAUGUUAUGUAUUAAAUGUAUUUAUGGAUAGUAUAGAUUCUAAUCUAAAAAUUAACAAAGAAGCGGUCCAUAUUUUUUUAGACUGAUAUUUUUUUAUAUUGUAGUUGUGUUUUAUUUUUAUCAAUUUUUUUUUAUCCGCUAUUUAAAUUUAAUAUGUACAGUUGUUUGUUUAUGUAACGUGUUAACAUUCAAUUAUCGUUAUGCAUUGAUUAUACACUUAUAACGUUAAAAAUAAUUAUAUUAUUAAUCUUAUUCUUAUUAUGCCAAGAACAAAAAAGAACACUUUUAAAACAAAUCUCAAUGUACACUUUAUUCUAUUAAAUACAUCAAUUUAUUUCGCAUGGGCU